Molecule: messenger RNA, 420 nt
Organism: Strongylus vulgaris
Lineage: Eukaryota; Metazoa; Nematoda; Chromadorea; Rhabditida; Strongylidae
Source: the annotation of a GenBank genome assembly
AUGGGGACAAAAAAUGUGCAAACUGUGGACUCCGAGUACUUGGGAAUCCCCAAUGACUUGUAUCCUGCAUAUCGAAAGGAAACUACAUCCUACAUACCAACACAGAACCAAAGUGCACCUCUCUCGAUUGAUGUCAAACCUACAAUUGUGCCAUUGCCAAGCGGACCCAUUCCAAAUGAUACGAUUACUGACAGUGACAGAUGUGAUACCGCUCAAGAGAAUCCAACAUUCCGUUCUCGUUUUCGUACCCAGGUGCAACAAAGUUAUACGCCAGCACCUGUUCGUCUACCCGAAGUCCCUCGCUAUACGACACAGUUCUCCACAAUUGGCAACGCAUUUGUCCCUGUCGGACAGCCGCAGAUCUCAGAGUAUCAGUAUGAAGAUCUGAAUGAUCUUACAUCUUGCAUUGAUGCGAUUUGA